AAUCUUGAUUUUUUUCUAUAACUUCAGUUUUUCACUUUUUGUGACUAUUGCGGUAUUUUGAAGAUUUCUCCCCAAAACUUGAUUAAAAUCUGAUAAAAAGACGAUAUUCAGAAUCAGCUCGACGAGCGCUAUCCAGCCAAGCGUGUUUCAAAGAAAUCUAUUUUUCUGCUUACCUUUCGAAUUUGGAGCUUAUGUAGGUAGACAUGGCAUGGUAGGUAGUUUUGUAAGCGCUAAACGAAGUCUAAGUUUUCACGUUGUGACAACCCAGAAUUACCCAUGAAGUCCUAAUGGAAAUGGUUUUCAAUAAGUAGAAUAGAUGGUUGCAGCGUUUGGGCACGUAACAAAACCAUGAAAAGUUAUAAACUAGAAAAAGUAUGUUUUUUCUGGGGACAUGUUUAUUGUAGGUAGAAAAGGAAAACCGAACGUAGAUAUUAGAAGUCUGAUUUCGUCAGAUUACGUUUCAUUGUCAAAGAUAUCUUCUGAUAUCUGCUGAAAGCAUUCGUUUCGUUCAUUGUUUUUGAAAAUCCUUUGUAAACUAUGUAUUUGAUUGUAUGCGACUCACGUGUGACUAAAGAUUUCUUUCACAUGACAUAAAACAAUGAAACAUUAGCUACUCCCGAAACGACUGAACAUGACAAACACGAAUAACUAUGACCGACAAUCAAAAAAAUUGGUUUGCAAAGGAUUUUUAAAAACAAUGAACGAAACGAAUGCUUUCAGCAGAUGUUAGAAGAUAUCUUUGACAAUGAAACGUAAUCUGACGAAAUGAGAGUUGUAAUAUCUACGUUCGGUUUUCCUUUUCUACAAUAAGCAUGUUCUCAGAAAGAGCGUACUUUUUCAAGUUUAUAACUUUUCAUGGGUUUGAAACAUGACUCAGGGUUUGAAACCUUAACCAACAAUAUUUGUUUUAGGUUCAUAGUAAAGACUGUAAAAGAGAAAAUGGUGUGUCGUAUUAUGGUGAUAUAGCGUUGACAAUGAUGAUCAAUAGUCUUCCAUUCAAAGAUCCUGAUUUAGGCGUUUAUAAACCAAAAGAAGGUAUCAAUCGCCUAGUGUAUGGCAUAAUGAAAUCAUUGGGCGAGGAUAAAUUGCUAGGAUGGUGUUUUACAGUGAUGGAAAACGAAGGUUUCUGGUCCCAGAUGCAAACACAAAUUCAAGGUUUUUUUGCUGAUCAAUUUUCCUAUGGGACAUCAAUAUUGUGGUCGUGGGUGGGACCAAAAAUGCGAUGGCUCAAGGAACAUGGAUUGAACUAA
Molecule: messenger RNA, 1250 nt
Organism: Didymodactylos carnosus
Lineage: Eukaryota; Metazoa; Rotifera; Eurotatoria; Philodinida; Philodinidae
Source: the annotation of a GenBank genome assembly